AUGUUUCCCACUUUAGUUGCACUCCAUCACGCUAUACAAGAUAUUCACCAACUCGCCCAAAUCCAACAAGAGAAUGAUGAUGAUAAUAAUAAUAGUAACAACGACAGUAAUGCGAAGGAAAGCGAAAAACAAUUAUUUACUUCCACUCCAACUCCAACCAUCAUCACAGUAAAAACAGGUGAUGUAGUGGCGCGGCUUCUCAACAGUAUUGAAGAAGCCCUCACACCUGAUCCAUUAUAUAAUGCCGGUGUAUUCUUUACGGAAAUUGUCCAGCCGCUGUUAAACCACAUACCUCGACAACACAAAACACAUUUCCCACUUGAAGAAACAUUACGGCAUCAUCGGCCGGAUGCUAUAGAUGCAUUUCGUUGUUGGCUUAUCCACAGUCUAAAUACAGUAGACUCUUUACGGGAGUCUCUGAUGAUAUUGUUACUAUGCCCAUCACCUAUAGAGGCUGAAGAAGUGAAUAUGAAUAGAAUGACGAAUACUACUACUACUACUACUACUACUGCGUUGAUGAGGAGGAAUAGUAAUAGUGGUAGUAGGAAUCAUGAAAUAAUAGAUACUGGAAAUAUGGAAACUGUAUUGUUUAGAAAUGAACAGGCACGACGAUUGCAGCAAUGUUUAGGCCCACAUUCCUAUCUCCUACGUGAGGAGUAUAUAUUGCAGUUAUUAGAUUUAUUACAUGCGGUAUGGCACCCUACGCGUGAGAUCUCUACAAGAAGAGAAAUAAAAUCGCAUAUAAUAUCUUCUGCAGAUGUGUUGAUCCAAUAUCAACUUUCAUUCAUGGAGGCAUUGCCGUUGUUUUGGGAUCUGCCGCGUGUCGUGCAUGUGGAGAAAUUGAAACUGCAAGGCAAGCGAAGAAGAAAGAAACUCCAUCAACAUCAAGAAGAAGAAGAGAAAGAACACCUAAAAAGUAUGGGAGUUGAUCGAAAAGAGAAUGGGUAUGAAAAGAAUAAGAAAUUCAAUGGAAAUGGAAAUGAGUAUAUCUACGUUCUUGAUGCCUCCACGCAAACUGUGGAAGACAAUAAGUGUAGAAAUACGCAUGAACAGCCAACUAAUAGUCGUAGUCGUAGUAAUAGUAGUAAUAACAGUGCUAGUAGUAGUAGUAGAAGUAGUGUUAAUGAUACGGAUAAGGAUAGAAGUCGUUUAAAAGGUAAAAUAAUUAUAAUCCAUGGGGAUCAUCAUAAUAGUGUGCAUACAAUACCUAAAGCCUCUACACAUAGUAUUGCUGUUAAUACCGUUCAUCCAUCAUCCUUAAUGUCCUUUGUAGAGUUAUUAGAUGCACAGGAGGAACUGGAGAAGGCGCGAUCAGCAUUACGACGUGAGGAGGAAAUCCUGCAAUUGCGUGAAGAGUCUCUUGUGGAGUUGGAAAAGGAUUAUCGUGAGAGAUUAGAUCUCUUAACACAUGUCCUUCGUGGGGCAAAGAAGAUAUAUAAUGAGUUUGUAGUGAAUGCUCAUACAGAAGAACUCCACAGGGCAAUUGGAAAAGAACAAACCACAACACAGAAACAGCAGAUGGAUACUCAUAUGAAUAUAAAUACAACUGGUAUUACGAAUGCUGAUGUGGAAUCUCGAUUACUGAAUCUUGUUGAAGUUCUUUACGGUAAUAAUAAUAAUAAUAAUAAUAAUAAUAAUAAUAAUAAUAAUAAUAAUAAUACAACGAGAGCUGCUGUGCCUAUUCCGCAAACACCAGAAACGCUUGCUGCUGCUAAUAGGAUGAUUGCCCAAUAUCAAGAAGAACGUCAAAAACGAUUAGGACUGAGAGAACAAUCCCAUACUUCUUCCGCUGCGCCUAUUCCUCUCAUGAGGCCGGAUGGUGUUUCUCUCAUGUUUACACCUGUACUCUUUCCCCCCGCUGUUCUCCCUCGUCCACUGCAGCUGCAGCAACAGGCCUAUCGCUGUGCUGAUUGCCGUGCCCCACUUGCCGGUGUUGGGGUGAAGUUCUUCCGUCUGGAUCGCAAACCACGACGUUGUCAUUAUUGCACGCAACUCUAUUGUCAUCAUUGUCAUUCCAAUCAAAUGGCGGUGUUGCCGUUUUUGGUGUUAACACAUUGGGAUUUCACCACCCGACGUGUGUGUGGACGACAUUAUGAGUGGCUGCGGCGGAAUUGGAAUCGCCCUUGCUGUACAAUGGGUGGACGAGAAGAAGAAAGAGAAGAAGAAGAACAACAACAAGAACAACAACACUUUCAUCCAGUGGCGAUGAGAGAUGCGGUUGUGCUUGUAAAGAUACUACGCCAUUGGUUUCUUAUCUGUGCUCGUAUGUUAAGAUGUUGUCCAGAGCCGAUAUCUGCAGAACUCACGGCAAUACUACAGACAUACUAUGCAGAGACAGAUGUGAUGUACGCAUUAAGUGAUUUACGUGGAAUAAAGUAUAGUGAAGAGAAUGGUAUGAUAGCACGGGAACUACGUGGAGGUAAAGCAUGGAUGGAUCUUUUGCAUAUACGCCAUAAUACUAAUGAUAAUAAUAAUCUUACUAAUACUAAUGAUAAUAAUAAGAAUAGUAGUUUAUUAUUUAUUGAUCCAGUACAUCUUAUGACAACUGUCGGUAGUGUAGUAGGUGCUUCUGCGUCGUAUCAACGAGCCAUGAAGUAUUUGCGUGGUUCACUACAUAGAGAGAAGAGUCGAUCCACUUCUUUAGUCUGUGAAAAGCAAGAAGAUGAAAAUGAAAAUGAUGAUGAUAAGAAGAAUAAGGAAGAGGAAGAGAAUGAUAAUGAUAAGGAUGAUGAUUGUCAUUAUUCACACUAUUGUCAUUCCUCAUCUUUAGGGAGAAGUACACAUACAUCAUCCUCCACAUCCUCCUCCUUUGCUACUGCAGGAGAGACUAUGACUACUAAUACUAAUACUACUAAUACUACUAGUGCAAGUACAAUGAUUGGAGUGAACAGUCAAACGACUAGUCAUGAUGAGAAGGAACCGGACUUUGUACGUUAUCUCGUUACGCAAAUUCAAAUGAUGGAAAAACAUCUUCUUCAUGAUUGUACAUUCUGCGUGGCCCGCACAACAACUGUGUGUGAACUCUGUGGAGAUCGUGAAGAGGAGGCACGAUUGCCUUUCAUAGACGCUGAGGUUUUUGGUAUUCGGCUUCUUGAAACCCUAACAAGAUCCACAAUCUCAACAUCAUCAUCAUCAUCUCUAGAGGGUUAUCACACAGCAGAUAAUAAUAAUAAUAAUAAUAAUAAUAAUAAUAAUAAUGGGGAUCCACAACUCAUUCUCUUAGCCUCUGCAGCCAUGCAGUUGGUGCGUGGUGGGAAUCGUAAUAACAAGAGAAGAAGUGUGGUCGCAUGCAAGCGAUGUGGUACGAGAUAUCACAAGUUGUGUAAAGAAAAAAUAGCUUGUCCACACUGUACGUGA
Messenger RNA from Trypanosoma theileri, 3357 nucleotides. RefSeq names its product putative run domain Beclin-1 interacting and cystein-rich containing protein-like. NCBI's taxonomy places the organism in Eukaryota, Euglenozoa, Kinetoplastea, Trypanosomatida, Trypanosomatidae. The transcript has a single exon. The coding region runs from base 1 to 3357 and encodes 1118 amino acids. The record is from RefSeq and is a predicted model, not a curated record.